AUGUUGAUUCAACCACCUCAUUUACCGCGGAAUGCUAAUGUGGCGGUUGUUGGUGCUGGGAUUGCAGGAUUGAGUUUUUCCUAUUUUUUGUCCAAGUUAAGACCAGAUGUGAAAUUAACCAUUUUUGACGCUCAAAGCAAGACCGGUGGCUGGAUCAAUUCCUGUACGGUUCAGGAUCGUGAACAGCGAAAUGUUCUCGUGGAAAAAGGACCCAGAACUCUGAGAGGUGUUUCUGAUGGAACUGUAAUGAUGAUCGACACUUUGUAUGCGUUAAACCAAGGCGAUAUUGUACAGUAUAUCGAAUCCAAAUCCGAGGCGAACCGGAAGUUUUUAUUGGAUGCGAAUAAUGAGCUCGUGCAAGUACCGAAUGGGGUUUUGACAAUGUUGAAAUUCUUGUUAAGUCCUGUUGGUAGAGGAGUUACUAGUGGCAUGCUUGGCGAAGCGUUUAGACGGGGUCCAAUUCAUCCUGGUCGCGAUGAAAGUGCAUUUGAAAUGAUAACGCGACGGUUUGGUACUGCAGCGGUGGCCAACAACAUUUUCAGUGCCAUUUUCCAUGGCAUUUACGCCGAUGAUAUCCGGAAACUCAGCGCGCAGAGAACUUUGCGUGCCCUCGUGGAGAUGGAAAAAGCGCAUGGAUCUUGGACCCGCGCGAUGCUUGAACGGAUGCGUGCAAAUAAGAAGGCCAAGACCGAAGGAUCAGGGGAGAAGAAUGUUUUGAGCGAACCGUUGCUGGAAUAUCAACACGCACUGGCGCGAGACAAGCGCGAUUUGGAAAAUUUAAAGACCCGACUCAGCCGGAUACCGAUGCUGGGACUUCAAAAUGGGCUGGAAAGCUUGCCAAAUGCUUUGCGCGACAGUUUGCGCACCAGCCCGAACGUCCGCUUUCUGAUGGACAAGCACGUGUCACAGCUAGCAGUGGGUAACGCGGGCCAGCUCAAGCUUGCCACGGACGGCGAGGUUUUUCCCGAGGCAUUCGACCAUGUCAGGGUCACCAACACACCCACGGUUCUCGCACAAAUGACAUCGAAAGCUGACCUUAAGCAAUUGCUGUCCGAAGUUCAAUCCAAUACCGUCAUUCUCGUGAAUUUUUACCUUCGCGGGAAGGACCUUUUGAAGUCGGUGCAUUCCUUUGGCUACUUGGUGCCACAGUCUAACCGGAACGAGGAAAACCUGCUCGGGGUGAUUUUCGAUUCCGUCAUCGAGCAGAACUACAAGAAACUUUCUACAAACGAGCCCGCUACGCGAAGUGUCUCAAAUGGAAACCCCGAGGUCUAUACAAAGCUCACCGCUAUGCUGGGCGGACACUGGCUCAAUGGGCUCGGCGAACACAACGUCCCGUCAGAUUCCGUCGUAAAAAAGGCUGUGAAGACGGUGCUCUCGAACCACCUACACAUACAAAAGCAAGAUUUGGAUAAGGGUCUGUGGCAAGUAACCGUUGCAAAAGAGUGCCUGCCGCAGUUUCACGUGGGCUACGACAAGUGGCUCGCGCAUAUCAAAUCGAAACUUGCCGAAUCUUACGGGCCAAACCUUUCGCUCGGCGGAAUGGCGUUCAGCAAAGGACCUGGAGUACCAGACGUGUUCCAAGACGGGUUCCAGGAUGCUCUGGCGCUUGGAAGUCACAACUAA
Molecule: messenger RNA, 1626 nt
Organism: Lachancea mirantina
Lineage: Eukaryota; Fungi; Ascomycota; Saccharomycetes; Saccharomycetales; Saccharomycetaceae
Source: the annotation of a GenBank genome assembly